This is a messenger RNA of Rasamsonia emersonii CBS 393.64, 1299 nucleotides long. RefSeq names its product APSES transcription factor (Eurofung). NCBI's taxonomy places the organism in Eukaryota, Fungi, Ascomycota, Eurotiomycetes, Eurotiales, Trichocomaceae. The record is from RefSeq and is a predicted model, not a curated record. Gene Ontology annotation, biological process: meiotic attachment of telomere to nuclear envelope; mitotic telomere tethering at nuclear periphery. The transcript has 5 exons. Gene Ontology annotation, molecular function: DNA binding. Gene Ontology annotation, cellular component: nuclear membrane complex Bqt3-Bqt4. The coding region runs from base 1 to 1299 and encodes 432 amino acids.
AUGCGAUCCCUUCCCAAAAGACACAACCCUCUGAUUCUCCCGGAAGCGUCUCCUCCCUAUGAGGAGCUCCUUGCCCUCCGUCGCCUCGGAAAGACCCAUCUAGCCGUCAAGCCGGCGCAGGUCGGCACUUCCAAUGCGACCAAGCCAGAGAACUUGGGUCCCUUUGAGUACGCCCAUCUGCGCGCUCCAUUGCCCAAGGACCUCCGGGGGUCAGAGAUCUUCCCGUCGCAUAAUCCGCAACAACAUCCCGAGACGUAUUUCCUCAUGCGACGAAGCAAGGAUGGAUACAUCAGCGCGACCGGUAUGUUCAAGAUCGCGUUUCCCUGGGCCAAACUGGAGGAAGAGAGGGCGGAGCGCGAGUACCUGAAGUCGAGGCCCGAAACCAGUGAAGAUGAAAUCGCUGGCAAUGUGUGGAUCUCUCCAAUGUUCGCCCUGGAACUCUCGAAAGAAUAUCGCAUGUUCGACUGGGUCCGCGCGCUCCUGGACCCGACCGACAUUGUUCAGAGCCCCGCGAGCGCGAAGAAGCAGAUCACUCCCCCUCCGAAAUUUGAGAUGCCCCCGUUGGAGACACUGACAGAGCUCGCUCCCCCGACCCGCAGCCGAAGCAGACGCUCUGUUUCUCCUGCCAAGGGUUCCCCUCGCAAGUCCAGGCAAACAAGGGGGGCAAAGGAGAGCUCAGUAGCUGCCUCCGCCGCAGCUAGUGCCAGCUUGCAAUCCGCCCUGGGCACGGCCGCUUCUGCCGCGGAUUCUGAGUCGGUGGAUGGUGCUGCUGAGACGAACGGGGACAUCAAUCAUGACCAGACGGUCGAGGAGACCAAGCCAAAGAAAGAGACCAAGACUAGGUCUAAGAAGGCUGCUGCGGCGGAUGAAAAAGCUAAGGCUAGUGUCGAGUCCGCCGAUGCCCGGGGCGAAUUCAAAUUCACGCAGCCCAAGCUCUCCGGUGAUACAGAGGUCAGCUUGCCCGAGCCUCCUCCUGCUGAGGACACGGAAAAGAUGAUCGCCGAGGCGAAACAGAUGGUGGAUGACGCCACCAAAGCCCAGCAGGCCGAGGGCGAAGGCGAAGGCGAGGGCGAAGGUGAGGGUGAGGAGCCAUCCUCAGCAUCGCCAAAAGCCAGCAAGAAGCGCAAACCGGAUGAAGCAGCCGACGAAGAAGACAAGGAUUCAGAGACUCCGGCCCAGCCGACAAAGAAGGCUAAGGUCUUGGAGGACAAGUUGAGGCGGGAGAGAGUAAGGAACCGAGCCCUGGUGGGCGUUACAGCGACAUUGGCACUUGCUGCCGCGAUUCCGUAUUUCUUCUAG